Contarinia nasturtii (swede midge) is the source of this 2442-nucleotide messenger RNA. RefSeq lists its product as uncharacterized. Gene Ontology annotation, molecular function: nucleic acid binding. The coding region runs from base 1 to 2442 and encodes 813 amino acids. The transcript is spliced from 3 exons. The record is from RefSeq and is a predicted model, not a curated record. NCBI's taxonomy places the organism in Eukaryota, Metazoa, Arthropoda, Insecta, Diptera, Cecidomyiidae.
AUGAUGUCACCGUCCUCUAAUACAAUUGAAGAUGUCCCUAGUGUUAAGCUACAAGUGCGUGAAAAUGCUUUAAUAGACGAAUUAACACCUUCGCUAUUUCAUGAGUUAACGGAGAAAGAGACUAUAUAUCUCCCAACGCAAACACGGAAGCUUGACUUGAACGUAGACCUACAUGAACAUUUUCGAAAACAAAUCGUUCAAGAAAUAGUGGAAAGUGCAGAACAAGUUACAUUCCGCGGUUCCGGAUUUACGCUCGCCCGCAUAAUCGAGUUGAAUGUUCACGUUAACUUAUACAACCCAUUACAAGGUUCAUCGUAUAUUCAAACACCAAAAAAACUACGAUAUAAAAAUGCGAUUAUUAACGUACAAAAUCAACACGAUGAAAUGUGCUUCAAAUGGUCAAUUUUAUCUGCUUUACAUCCAGUAGCAAUUAAACCAGAGCGAAUUCGUCAAUAUUAUCAAUAUGAGAACGAACUGAAUUUUGAUGGAAUCGAUUUUCCCGUUCGCUUGAAUCAAAUCGGUAAAUUUGUAGAACAAAAUGAUACUAUAUCAAUAAAUGUAUACUAUUACGAUGACGACAAUGACGGUCGCAUAUGCCCAUUACGUGUAAGUAAUGAAGUUAAACGACAUCAUAUUCAUUUGCUGUUGAUCAAAGAUGGAGAAAGUAUUAAUAAAACUGAGGAAAGAAAUGUUAAUACGGCUAGCACUUCCAACAUGAUUAAGGAUAUCUGCGAUAAUGAUUCAAUUCGUACUCAUUAUUGUUGGAUAAAAAAUUUGAGUCGUCUUGUCGGUAGCCAGCUGAGUAAACAUAAAUCUCCAAAAUAUAUUUGCGAUCGCUGUCUAAUAUUUUAUGAUACAAAUCAAAAAUUAAUGAAUCAUAUUGCAAGAUGUACAAACGAAUGCAGCAUUGAAAUGCCUGAUCAAACAUGGAUAUGGAUGAAAUUUAACAACUAUAAACAUCAGCUAAAAGCACCAUUUGUUGUAUACGCUGAUACUGAAGCGUAUCUAAAGGGACUCAGUAUGGAAGAUCAGAAACGCAUAUUUAGUGAGGAAUGUGCAACUACCGCAUAUCAGCAGCAUCAUAUGUACAGCGUUGGAUAUUACUUUAAAUGUGAAUAUGACGAUUCAUUUUCAUUUUACCGAAACAGCGGCAAUCGUACUGAUAGCGUCGAAUGGUUCAUCACAGAAUUGAAGGAAAUUGCUCAUGGAGUUGCAAAAUUGUUUGAUAAAAACACACCAAUGCUACCGUUAACUGAAGAUGAGAGAUAUGCAUUCCACGAUCCAAAUGCAUUAUGUACAAUUUGUGGUGAUAUUUUUGAAGCAAAUGAUAUUAGAGUACAUGAUCACUGUCAUCUCACUGGUCGAUAUAGAGGACCAGCCCAUCAAGCAUGCAACUUAAAGUUUCAAGAUAGCCACGUUGUACCCGUUAUUAUGCACAAUUUGUCAGGUUACGAUUCGCAUUUAUUCAUAAAAGAGUUGGCAGCAAAUAAUAUUAUAGAUGGAGAUGUUUCAAUUAUUCCAACUAACGUGGAACAAUACAUCGCUUUCACGAAAGUAGUGAGUAAGAGUACACGCGGGCUCAAUACGAGAGAAAACAUAAAAUUUAAAUUCAUUGAUUCAUGUCGAUUCAUGCCUGCAUCUCUAGCUGAAUUAGCAUCACUACUACCGGCAGAUAAAAAACAAAUAUUGUAUAACGAAGGUGAGAAAAAUGGCUACACACCAGAACAAAUCGCUAUGCUUGAACGUAAAGGAGUUUUUCCUUAUGAAUAUGUGAGCGGUAUGGAGCAGCUGAUGGAGACAAAUCUACCAUCAAAAGAAGAUUUUUAUAGCAAACUUAGAGGAGAAGGAAUAUCGGAUGACGAUUACCAAUUUGCUCACGAUAUCUGGCGGAAAUUCAAUUGUAAAACGCUCGGAGACUAUUCUGAACUGUAUCUAAAGACAGAUGUGCUACUUUUGGCCGACGUAUUUGAAAAUUUUCGAAAUACAUGCCAUACAAUUUACAGUUUGGAUCCGGCAAACUACUAUACAGCUCCAGGUCUUUCGUGGGAUGCCAUGCUCAAAUAUACCGGAGUGAGAAUUGAACUGUUAUCUGAUGUGGAAAUGUUGCUGUUCAUCGAACGUGGAAUUCGCGGUGGCAUAAGUCAGUGCAGUAAACGUCAAGUCAAAGCCAACAAUAAAUACAUGGGAGAUGUGUACAAUAAUGAGAAACCGUCAAAUUAUUUAAUGUAUUUAGAUGCAAAUAAUCUGUAUGGACACGCAAUGUCGCAACCAUUACCGCUGAGGGAUUUCAAAUGGAUUGAUGACAAAAUUAUAAAGACAUCUUUUUCGAAUGCAGAUGAAAUAGUCAAAUUAGCUGACGAUUCGGAAUAUGGCUAUAUAUUCGAAGUGGAUCUACAAUAUCCAAAAAAUUUGCGUUUGCGUGCAGAUAUUGUUGUGAUUUGA